Molecule: messenger RNA, 885 nt
Organism: Penaeus monodon (black tiger shrimp)
Lineage: Eukaryota; Metazoa; Arthropoda; Malacostraca; Decapoda; Penaeidae
Product: hepatic lectin-like
Exons: 4
Coding region: 87-698 (203 amino acids)
Source: RefSeq, a predicted model, not a curated record
CCCUUGCUAUGUUGACAAUGGUCUGAGACUUUCGUGAGUGUAUAUAUACUUCUAAUGGUUACCUGUGGUUCCAUAAUUGUCUCAGAAUGAAGCCUUGGAUCUUUGUACUACUGUCAGGUGGCUUGUGCGCCGCCUCGCCGUCGGAAGCUGUUCUGCCCCAGCAUGGAAUCAAGUGCCCGCCGCCCUCCGAGGACUUGGACGGGCACUGCAUCCUGGUUGAUAUGGUCCACAUGGGUGUCUGGCAUGACAUGAGGGCAGCCUGUCAAGAGCAAGGCGGCGAUAUGGCAAAGGUGCACGACCCCAACUUCAUGACAACCCUCGUCGACCAUAUCCAGUGUCUAGGGUACAACGAGGAAUUCUACUGGCUGGGCGGGACGGACGAGGAGAAGGAGGGCCACUGGAAAUGGGUAGACGGCACCGACAUCCGCAUGGGCUUCCCCCUCUGGUUCCACUGUGAGGAAGUGGUGGAACCUAAUUCAGGGACCCGCGCCAACUGCCUCGUCUCGGCUAAAAACGCUUACUUCUAUUUGCGAGACCAGAACUGCAUCAACUACUACCAUCCCAUUUGCGAGUUCCCUCCUGAAGGAGCGGUUACCUCGACGACCACCCCUGCGACGGCCACCACGACAACUACUGAAACCUUGACAUCGACACUUUCCAGCCAUACAACAUACACUCCACCUUCAGUUGAAAAAUGAGUAAUCUACCAUUUUUAUCGGUUUCUAAAAGCCAAGUUAAAAAGUAAUUCUUACUACAUAUCAAGACAGUUUCCCCUUUCCUGAUCAUCUAAAUAUUUCUCUGUGUUUUUGCUGUGUUUUUGCCUAAAAAAUACAUCACAUUAAGCCAACGUUCUUUUCUGGUCAAUAUUACAUAUAAUUAUUCGUU